Molecule: messenger RNA, 2483 nt
Organism: Ipomoea triloba (trilobed morning glory)
Lineage: Eukaryota; Viridiplantae; Streptophyta; Magnoliopsida; Solanales; Convolvulaceae
Product: putative receptor-like protein kinase At1g80870
Exons: 1
Coding region: 183-2321 (712 amino acids)
Biological process (GO): protein phosphorylation
Molecular function (GO): protein kinase activity; ATP binding
Source: RefSeq, a predicted model, not a curated record
UCCAAACCAUGUUUACUAUUCCAAGAAUUCUUCUUGUACUCAUCCUCAAUAUGAUUAUCCAACUGUAAAGCAAGAUCCCACAAUUAAAAAGCAUUAAAAACAAAUUCUUGAACCCCUCCCCUCCCCUUUCUUCUUCAUUUCUCAACCCAAAAAAAAUUUCUUGAACCAGGGAAGAAUCAAGAAUGCCUUCAAGGCAGGCUUUGUCUUCAGACUCUGAACCCAAAAUAACAGAUAUCUUCAUUGCCAUUACAACCUUAGCUGCUCUCAUUAUCCUCUUUGCAAUUCUUUACUUUCUGUACUAUUUGUGGUACUCUCUAGUCCACCGUUCCCGGACCAGCCCAUUUGAUUCCAAUGCGCCUCUGGUGAAGCUGCAGAGGUUUUCUUACAGAGAAUUAAAGUCAGCAACUCAGGGGUUUAGUGAGUCCAACUCUAUAGGGAAAGGAGGGUCAGGGAGUGUGUUUAGAGGGAAUUUGAAGAAUGGGAAAUGGGUGGCUGUGAAGCUUUUGGAUUGUGUUUCUUUCCAGAGUGAAAGGGAGUUUCAGAAUGAGCUUCAGAUUCUUGGGGGGAUAAAAUCCCCUCUGGUGGUCUCUCUUUUAGGGUAUAGUGUGGAGAAAAGCAAGAGACUUGUGGUGUAUGAGUAUAUGCCUAAUAGAAGUCUGCAGGAAUCUUUGUUUUCUGAGACAAAUUUGGGGCUGAAUUGGAGCAGGAGAUUUGAUAUCAUUCUUGAUGUGGCAAAGGCACUGGCUUUCUUGCAUCUUGAAUGUAGCCCUCCAGUGGUCCAUGGGGAUGUGAAGCCCAGCAAUGUGUUGCUUGAUUCAGAGUUCAGGGCUAAGCUUUCGGAUUUCGGGUUAUCAAGAUUGAAGGUUGAAGGGGAAUUUGGGGUGGAUUUGUUCAGCCAGGACUUGGGGAAAAGCCAAGACCUUUCUGGGAAUUUAGGGGUUGGGACUGGAGGGACUCAAACCCCUAUUGACAGCCAUGAUGAGGUAGAUUUUGCUUUGGCCUUACAAGCCUCUUCCUCAUCCAAGAACAGUGCUAAAUUGGUUCAGAAUGUUAGGGCUCUGGGAUUGAAUCCCAUGAACUAUAAUGCUGUGUUUGAGAGUGAUGAAAAGAGCAGGAAUGCUAAAGGGAAAGAGGUUGAGAACAGUGGGGAAGAUUGGAACAAAUUUGGGAACUAUGAUGAUGAGCUAAUAAGCAGUAGUAUUGACCACAGCAAAGAGCUGAAUCUCAGCCCUGCUUUGGAUGAGAAUGUUGUGAGCACAACACAAUGGGGUAGAGAUUGGUGGUGGAGACAAGAUGGCAGUGGUGAGCUUUGCAGCAAAGAUUAUGUAAUGGAGUGGAUUGGCAGCCAGAUUUGCCCUUCAGCUAAUCCUGAUUGGGAUGAAGAUAAGAAUAAGUCCCCAAAUGGAAAAACCAGUUUAGAAAACUCCACUCGAUUUACCAAAUUCGAAGAAGCCAAAGAGACUGGGAUAUCAGAAUCAGGAUUGGGGAGCCUCAAGAAGGGGUUUGAAUUGGAAUUGGAAGGAUCAAAGAAAUGGGAAUCCCAAAUCAAGAAUAAGCCAAGGAAGAUGAAAGAAUGGUGGAAAGAAGAACACCUCGACGAGCUAUGUGAGAAGAACAGCACUAGCAAAGGAAAAAGGCUUAUAGAAAUCAAAUGCAGCAGAAGACUAAGUGUCCCCCAUUUCGAUCUGGGAAAACGCUUCGUCUUCAGAAGAAACAGCAGGCCGAAAAUGCAGGCUCAAAACGCAGCCAAUCUCGAGAGGGAAUUCAGCUUCAGGAGAGGCUGGAAGAAGAAGAAUUCCCAUUCCAUUACCAGUGAUAUGUGGAGCGGAGACCUUUUCAGCCGGGAACUAAGCAGCACGACAAGCAUGAGAGGCACACUCUGCUAUGUUGCCCCCGAAUUCGGGGGCUGUGGCUACCUAAUGGAGAAAGCCGAUAUCUACAGCCUCGGAGUCCUGAUUCUCGUGAUCGUCUCAGGUAGAAGGCCUCUGCACGUCCUGAAUUCGCCUAUGAAACUCGAGAAAGCAAACCUAAUUAGCUGGUGCAAACAGUUAGCUCAUUCUGGGAACAUUUUGGAACUUGUGGAUGAAAGACUCAGAGAUGAAUACAACAAGGAUCAGGCAAGCUUGUGCAUCAACUUAGCUUUAGCUUGCUUGCAGAGAAUGCCGGAACUGAGACCUGACAUUGGUGACAUUGUGAAGAUUUUGAGAGGCGAAAUGGAAUUGCCGCCCCUCCCGUUCGAGUUCUCCCCGUCUCCACCAUCCAAAAUGUUCAACAGAUCGAGAAGAAGACAGAAGAGCAAUGCAGAAUCGGCUUCCAAAUAACCUUGUAACUGACCUGAUUUUGCUGGAAAAAAACACAACAGUAGAUUUUAGAGCAUGCAAUGUGUUGCAUUCUUGUUUGUUGUACAUGUUUUUCUACAAAUGUUUUUCUUGUAGACAUAAAUGGUUAUUGCUGCCAUUUUCUCUGACUUGAUACAGAUUUCA